AUGGCGGAAGGUCAAGUGGAUGACAACCUCACUAGUGAAAUGAAGAAGCAGAGAUUCAACGCACAACGAAAUGUCAACUCAGAGAAUCACGAGAGUGACAUGGUGUUCAAGGAGUUCAUGAACCUUCGAUCUUUAUGGGCAAAGGUUACACAGAUGAACAGGACAAAAGUUGACAGUGGAGGAGAAGGACAAGGAGAUCGAGAGCUCAAGGCCUGUAUUUGCGACAACAUGCAUCAGAGUCAGAAGGAAAUGGAGGAACUGGUGUGUUCGUUUGAAGAGAUUAUUGAGACCGAAGCGGUGGAGAGUCUACGGUUGAUAAACCAGAACCAGAUGCUAAAGAAGCAACGGAAUAUGGCUGAAGGGGUUGAUGAGCUUGCUUGA
Messenger RNA from Pseudogymnoascus destructans, 381 nucleotides. RefSeq lists its product as uncharacterized. The transcript is spliced from 2 exons. The coding region runs from base 1 to 381 and encodes 126 amino acids. The record is from RefSeq and is a predicted model, not a curated record. Lineage: Eukaryota; Fungi; Ascomycota; Leotiomycetes; Thelebolales; Thelebolaceae.